Coffea eugenioides is the source of this 2062-nucleotide messenger RNA. Its product is annotated as probable acyl-activating enzyme 6. Bases 53 to 1744 code for a protein of 563 amino acids. The transcript has a single exon. The record is from RefSeq and is a predicted model, not a curated record. NCBI's taxonomy places the organism in Eukaryota, Viridiplantae, Streptophyta, Magnoliopsida, Gentianales, Rubiaceae.
AAGAUUGGAGAGAAAAUUUUCGAUUAUCUUCCUUUCAUUCAUUCAUUUAUUCAUGGAUAAAUUCAAACCCCGUCUUGCAAAUUCAUCUCCAUUAACCCCAUUAACAUUUUUGGAAAGAGCUGCCAUUGUUUAUGGAGACUGUACUUCCAUAGUUCACAACACCACCACCACCUACACCUGGUCAGAAACCUAUACUCGCUGCCUCAAAAUCGCUUCCUCCAUUUUAUCCCUCGGCAUCAAAAGGGGCGAUGUAGUUUCCGUGAUCGCCCCGAAUAUCCCAGCUAUGUACGAGCUCCAAUUCGCUGUCCCAAUGGCGGGUGCUGUCCUCAACAACAUCAACACCCGGUUGGACGCGAGAACCAUUUCUGUUCUCCUCCAACACUGCGAAUCAAAGCUCGUGUUCGUGGACUACUAUCUUAGAUCAAUAGUCUUGGAUGCAGUUUCCAUGUUCCCACAACAUUUGACGGCCCCAGUGCUCGUCCUCAUUGAGGAUGAUGAUGCUGAUAUGGAAGUGGAACCCUCAUUGUCAAGAAUUCAUGGUUUUCUUGAUGCUAGUUAUGAGGGUUUGGUGAAGAAAUCAAAUAUUGACGAGUUUGAGUGGGUCAGACCUAAUAAUGAGUGGGAUCCAAUGACGCUGAAUUACACCUCUGGCACGACCUCAUCGCCCAAAGGUGUGGUGCAUUCGCAUAGAUCCCUCUUCAUCAUCACUUUCGAUUCUCUAGUAAAUUGGUCAGUCCCAAAACAACCCAUUUAUUUAUGGACUCUUCCUAUGUUCCACUCCAACGGGUGGAGCUACACUUGGGGGAUGGCCGCCGUGGGCGGCACAAAUAUUUGCCUUCGAAGAGUCGACGCUGGAAUAAUAUACGCAUGCGUAGGAUUGCACGAUGUCACACACAUGUGUGGUGCACCCGUGGUGCUGAACAUGAUAGCAAAUUCUUCCCAUGCAAAGUCGCUCAAAAACCCCGUGCAUUUCCUCACUGGCGGUGCACCUCCACCUGCCACCGUGGUUCUUCGGACGGAGUCUUUAGGAUUUGUUGUUAGUCAUGGAUAUGGAUUGACUGAGGUGGCCGGAGUAGUUGUUUCUUGUGCAUGGAAGCCGAUGUGGAAUGCAUUGCCGGCUACCGAGAGGGCUAAGUUGAAAGCAAGGCAAGGAGUGAGGACUCUGGGGAUGACUGAGGUGGACGUGGUGGAGCCGGAGACAGGCGUUAGUGUGAAGAAAGAUGGGUCGAGCAUGGGUGAAAUUGUACUUAGAGGUGGAUGUUUAAUGCUGGGGUAUCUCAAAAACCCUGAGGGGACCUCAAGAUGCUUGAGGGAAAAUGGUUGGCUUUAUACAGGAGAUGUUGGGGUGAUGCAUCCAGAUGGGUACUUAGAAAUUAAGGACAGAUCAAAGGAUAUUAUCAUCAGCGGUGGGGAGAAUGUGAGCAGUGUUGAAGUUGAGUCUGUGUUGUAUACCAAUCCUGUGGUGAAUGAGGCUGCUGUCGUGGCUAAGCCUGAUGAUUAUUGGGGUGAAACGCCAUGUGCUUUUGUGAGUUUGAAGGAGAAUGUAAGGAAAAAGCCCAGAGAAAAGGAUAUUAUUGAGUUUUGUAGAGCAAGGUUACCUCAUUAUAUGGUGCCUAAGAAUGUGGUUUUCAUGGAUGAGCUUCCUAAGACUGCUACAGGAAAGAUUCAGAAGUUCAGCCUCAGAGAUGUUGCCAAGAAAAUUGGGAUGUUGCCACAAGCUGCAGCAGUAAUAAGUCGGAUGUAACAUUGAGGAAAUUGUCAAAUGAUGAAAUUCUUUGUGAGGUUUUACUUAGAAAUUGCAAUUGGUUUUUAUACUUUGUGAAAAGAUAUCAAAUUGAUUGUGGUCGAGAUGAACAACAAUCUAGUGCAGUCAACAGAUCAUUGAUUUCUGAAAUUGUUUCGUGAGUUUAGACACAUAAGGAGAUUGUUUCAGGAUACCAAAUGCCGGUUAUUGUCAUUGAUCAUGUAUAUUUCUCUAGUUGUUCUUCUUUGGAAACGACCGUCUAUGAUCUCCAACAUUUACAUGUGCUAUACCUAAAAGUUGUAUUGAUGAUUGGGUUCA